This is a messenger RNA of Anopheles arabiensis, 1639 nucleotides long. RefSeq names its product L-threonine 3-dehydrogenase, mitochondrial (gene Tdh). The transcript has 3 exons. Gene Ontology annotation, molecular function: L-threonine 3-dehydrogenase activity. The coding region runs from base 467 to 1552 and encodes 361 amino acids. Lineage: Eukaryota; Metazoa; Arthropoda; Insecta; Diptera; Culicidae. Gene Ontology annotation, biological process: L-threonine catabolic process. The record is from RefSeq and is a predicted model, not a curated record.
UGGGGCAAGCUUCAGUCCAAAGCCGCGACUCGACCCGAACGGACUCGCUCUCGGUAUCGAUCCCGCACACAUCUCGGCAGACAGUCACACCCUUCCUUCCACGUGCCACCCUUGGACUGGUCCUGUCCGCCCAACAGACACAUCCGCGGGCCAAUUUAGACACGACACAAAAAAAAUCCCCAAAAUUGGUACCAUCAGCCUGUGUGUGCAAGUGAACGUGUGUUUCUGUGUGCGCGCGUGUAUGUGUGUGUGAUAAUUUCCGAAUUUCGGGUUCUCCAUCAUUACCUUCUUCCCGGGGUCAUCCACCAAAUUGCAAUCGCGUCCCGUAUCGUCCGAUCAGUUUCGGCAUUCCUUUUUCGCUGUUUCGCGUUCGUUCGUCCGUGGAUUUAUCGACCGCGGCCAACCAUAAGGACGUCGCCCCGGCAAGCUCGCUAAUCACUGCACUGCACAGGCUUCUCGGGCAAGGAUGCUGCUACGCAAAGCGACGGCCGCACUCGGUGGAUGCUUGCGCCAGCAACUACCACGUGAUGUGGUGGUGCCGCUAGCGACCGCACACCAGCACCAACGUCGAUGGCUAUCGAACGGUGGACGAAAAACGCAUCCCAAAAUUCUCAUCACAGGUGGACUCGGACAGCUUGGGGUGGAGUGUGCGAAGCUGCUGCGCAGCCAGUACGGCGAGGAGAGCGUCAUCCUGUCCGACAUCAUCAAGCCGAGCAGCGAGAUCGUCAACAGUGGGCCGUACAUCUUUGCCGACAUUCUCGACUUCAAGGGGCUGCAGAAGAUCGUGGUCGAUCAUCGCGUCGACUGGAUCAUCCACUUUUCCGCGCUGCUCAGCGCGAUCGGCGAGCAGAACGUGCCGCUCGCGGUGCGCGUCAACAUCGAGGGCAUGCACAAUGUGCUCGAGCUGGCCAAACAGUACAAGAUGCGCAUCUUCGUGCCGAGCACGAUCGGUGCGUUUGGCCCGGACAGCCCACGCAACCCGACGCCCAACGUGACGAUCCAGCGGCCGCGCACGAUCUACGGCGUGUCGAAGGUGCACGCGGAGCUGAUGGGCGAGUACUACCAUCACAAGUUCGGGCUGGACUUCCGCUGCCUACGGUUUCCGGGUGUGAUCUCCAGCGAUCCACCCGGCGGUGGCACUACCGAUUACGCCGUGGCCGUGUUCUUCGAGGGAUUGAAGACGGGCAAGUAUCAGUGCUACCUGAAGCCCGACACCCGUCUGCCCAUGAUGUACAUCGAGGAUUGUUUGCGCUCGCUGCUCGAGUUCAUGACCGCACCGGAGGAGAAGCUACAGCGCCGAGUGUACAACGUAACUGCCAUGUCUUUCACGCCCGAGGAGCUGGUGGAGAAGCUGUCCAAGUAUAUUCCCGAGCUGCACGUAAGCUAUCGGCCCGACAGCCGACAGCUCAUUGCCGACUCGUGGCCACAGAUCUUCGAUGAUAGUGAGGCGCGCCGGGACUGGGGAUGGCAGCACAAGUACGAUCUGGACAAGCUGGUCGACCUAAUGGUGCGCGAUGUCACCGAAAACUACAUCAAAAAGGCGCCAAACUGAGACUGAGCGCUCGGUGUGGCAGGGUGGCGAACGUGCUCUGUUAUCGAGCGUUGCAAUAAAUUGGCAAAUAAAAUUGAUACAAAUGGA